GGACCCCGGGGCAUCUGACGUCGAAUGGCAUCUUUGCUGUCAGUUUGUCGAUCUGCAUCUACAACUUCUACAAGGCGGUUGUGUGUGAUCCAGGUUGGACAGUGCCAGAUUCCUCUCAAGACCGACUUACAGAGGUAAUCGUCUCUAUGCAACAACAGUAUGAUCUUGUUCCAAGGCUAAUUUGACCAAAAAUGGCUGUCUUCCAGUUGGUCGAAGAUUUGGCGGGGAAAUCCCUGCUGAAUGGGACAUACUUUUGCAUAGUCUGUAUGGCCAGGAAACCUCUGCGAGGAAAGCACUGCAGGCUCUGCAACCGAUGCACGGGUCGUUUCGACCAUCACUGCCCAUGGAUAUGGAACUGUGUCGGAUAUAAUAACCAUCCCAACUUCUUGCUCUUUGUCGGGAGUCUCGUCAUCGGUAUCAUCACCUUUGACAUUCUCGCUGUGAUAUACUACGGAGAGAAUGGCCCGGUCUAUCAACCGGAGAAAUCGCCUUAUAUAACGUUCUGUCAAACGCUACCUUCCGUUUGCGGAGCAUAUCAAACGGCGCCAUACCUGCUUGCCGUAACGUUAUGGUCUACGCUGCAACUCACGUGGACAACGAUCCUUCUGGCGAGCCAGGCUUGGCAGGUCGCGCGUCAAAUGACAACGCUAGAAGUCAGCAAUCUUGGACGGUAUGGAUUUAUGGGAGGAAGAGGUGGCACAAGUCUCCGAGAACAAGGAGGUGCAAUGGCCGCCUUACACGCUCAUGGCGCACCGUCUGCAAAUCGACCUGAGCACGAACUGCAAGCAGACGUCAUAGAUAUAGGUGCAGGACCAGGACAAGCGGGGGCGGAAGAGGAAGGUCUUGCGACUUCCGACUCAAUUGGCGUGAACGAGUCUGUCCCCUUUGGGACCUCGACCACAAGGACGGAUUCGAGACGGCUGUCGCCGUCGCGCGUCUCUCAUAAUCCUUGUGUGGCACUGGCAGGCGGUGCAUUGCGCUAUUGCGCGAAUGGUCCUCUCUUGCAACUGUUAGGGCUCGAUCGCUUCACAAAAGGUGCUGCAGGAAGAGGUAUGAGGCUGGCGGAAGAAGGUGGCGGGAACCCGUUUGACAUGGGCAUCGUGACUAAUUGUGAGGAUUUCUGGACGAGAGGACAGGCCCUGGAUAUCGAUUACAAAGAGCUGUACUCGAUUCCGAAUGAAGACAGGUACAAGGACCUUGAGUACCUCGACAACCUUACUCAGUACCUCGACAACCUUACUCAGUACCUCAACAACCUUACUCAGUACCUCAACAACCUUACUCAGUACCUCAACAACCUUACUCAGUACCUCAACAACCUUACUCAACGUACCUAG
Messenger RNA from Filobasidium floriforme, 1337 nucleotides. RefSeq names its product DHHC palmitoyltransferase-domain-containing protein. Gene Ontology annotation, biological process: protein targeting to membrane; peptidyl-L-cysteine S-palmitoylation. Gene Ontology annotation, molecular function: protein-cysteine S-palmitoyltransferase activity. Bases 192 to 1337 code for a protein of 381 amino acids. The record is from RefSeq and is a predicted model, not a curated record. The transcript is spliced from 7 exons. Gene Ontology annotation, cellular component: Golgi apparatus; endoplasmic reticulum. Lineage: Eukaryota; Fungi; Basidiomycota; Tremellomycetes; Filobasidiales; Filobasidiaceae.